CAAAAGUAAAUAAAAUGUCAGCAUACCAAUAGUCUCCUGAUUAUAGUGCGCACAGAGACUUCUGUCACAUUGUAUUUUAGUUUAUCAACAUAUAAACACUUGAACACAGUCGAAGCGAACAUUACAAAUUAUUAUUAUUAUUGUUGUUGUUUUUGGUGUACGCAGUUAAGUCGCUUAAAAUACAUUUGGUGAAAUACGUAGAUUCAGUUUGUGUACAUCGUGCAGUGACAAAUCUACAUAAUGGACGACACAUUUGAUGAAUCAUUAGAAUUUUCGGAUUCGGAUUCUGAAGAAAUGCCACUUAAAGAUGCUACUUAUGAGGCAUUGAAUAUUGAAGAAAUCACUCACAAAAUGAAUCAAAAAAUCGAAGAAGUUGUUUCCACAACUGGGAUGCCAGCAACAGUUGCACGAAUUGCAUUGGGCUACUGCGAUUGGAAUAAAAUGGUUUUGCUCGAAAAAUACACAGAUGAUCAGCAAAAGUUUUUUGAUAAUGCGAACAUCAAGAAUCCAUUUCUUGAGGUAGAAGAAGAUGAAAAACGACGAAAAACUGACUGUUUAACAUGUUUCGAACAAUUACCGUCAGAUAUGAUUGUCAGUUUGAGUUGCAAACAUAAUUUCUGCUCAGACUGUUGGUCACAAUAUUUAACGAUGAAAAUCAAUGAAGGUGCUGAGUCGAUUGCUUGCCAACAACUCAAAUGCGGUAUCACAGUUGAUGAUGAUACAAUAACUCAGAUUCUGACCGAUGAAAAAAUAAAAGAUAGAUACAAACGUCUAUGUGUUAAUAGUUUCGUCCGGAACGAUCCAUUUUUGGAAUGGUGUCCAGCUCCCGAUUGCCAAUAUGCCAUCGAAGCGAGUUUUACGCCGAUUUAUCGUUUAAACUGCACUUGUAAGUGCGGACAUGGGUUCUGUUUCGAGUGCCGGAAUUCUCAUCAUGAGCCCAUUCCUUGUGACUUAUAUAAGAUUUGGUUACAAUAUAUGACAGAUCCGACAUACCAAUACAUGUCGAAAAACACCAAAGCAUGUCCGAAAUGCGGUUGUUUGAUCGAAAAAAAUAUGGGCUGUUCAUACAUGUUUUGUACACGAUGUCGCACCGAAUUUUGCUGGACUUGUUUCAAGAAAUGUUUUGCUAACUGGAAACUUGGCCACGGCAUGUGUAACACACCUAAAGAUCAACGUCCAAAACAGCCUCAAACGAAUACAAUGGUCAGAUUCCAAAACUAUAACAAACUCUACCUCGAACAAAAGAAAUCUCUUGACGCUGAAAGAGAUUUUGCGGCCAAAAAAAUUGAUCUCACAAUUAAAAAUCUGAUACAAGAGGGCAUUUUGCUAUCUGAAAUACAAAUUUUACACAAAGGUUUGGACAUUCUACUGUCAUGUCGUCAGAAUUUGAUGCUGUCGUACGUAUUCGCAUAUUUUGUGAAGGAGUGCAAUCAAACAGCCAUUUUUGAAGAAAACCAACGCGAUUUGGGCGGUGCUGCCGACAUUUUAUCCGGCUAUUUACAAAUGGAUUUCACGCCACAAAAUGUGCUUGAUAUGAAAAUAAAAAUUUGGGACAAGUUUGAAUACUGUGAUCAGCGUCAAAAGAAACUUCUAAGCCACAUUCAAGAAGGCCUUGAGAAAGGGUGGUGGACCUUUUCUGAAAACGGAUAAUAGCCAGUAAUACUUCUCCCUCCGAUUUUGCGAUAGAAAAAAUACAUUCUCUUUCUUUCUCAUUUACAAACAUGAAAAAUGUUAAUUAUUAUAAAUUUAUUUACAAUAAAUAAUGAAAUAAUCAGUGCUUCAUAAACGGAUAGAUAUAUCUGCUGAGCUGAGCGCUCAGCCAAACACACAAACAUAUCUGGCUGAGCGUUCAUAUAUGAAACACGGGAAAUAAUACCUCUAUUGAAUCGUUAGAAAAGAUAUUUUAUUUAUAAAUUACAAAGUUGAGAGACAAUACAUGCAAUACAAUAGUUGAAUACAUGCAGCCCAUAGGUAGGAGAUUGUCAACAACAAAAAAUUUCAAUAAAAAAAAAACACAACA
Contarinia nasturtii (swede midge) is the source of this 2020-nucleotide messenger RNA. Its product is annotated as potential E3 ubiquitin-protein ligase ariadne-1-like. Gene Ontology annotation, cellular component: cytoplasm; ubiquitin ligase complex. Bases 241 to 1650 code for a protein of 469 amino acids. Gene Ontology annotation, biological process: protein polyubiquitination; ubiquitin-dependent protein catabolic process; positive regulation of proteasomal ubiquitin-dependent protein catabolic process. NCBI's taxonomy places the organism in Eukaryota, Metazoa, Arthropoda, Insecta, Diptera, Cecidomyiidae. The record is from RefSeq and is a predicted model, not a curated record. Gene Ontology annotation, molecular function: ubiquitin protein ligase activity; ubiquitin conjugating enzyme binding; zinc ion binding. The transcript has 8 exons.